Ostrea edulis (European flat oyster) is the source of this 1911-nucleotide messenger RNA. Its product is annotated as tripartite motif-containing protein 2-like. The transcript has a single exon. The coding region runs from base 1 to 1911 and encodes 636 amino acids. NCBI's taxonomy places the organism in Eukaryota, Metazoa, Mollusca, Bivalvia, Ostreida, Ostreidae. The record is from RefSeq and is a predicted model, not a curated record.
AUGGCGACCUAUCAUACAGAAGUGGAAUUUGGAACCGUGUGUCCAAUUUGCUACGAAGUAUUAACUGAAUCAAAGAGGUUUCCCGAUUGUUUGCAUUCCUUUUGUAAAUCGUGCUUAAUUUCAUACAUUGCAUCGGCAACCGUGAAAAAGACCGAAAUCGCCUGUCCUGUGUGUCGACAUGAGUGCGCCAUAACUCAAAACGAAAGUUACAGGGAUUGGGUGGAAAGACUGCCCAGCAUGGACAAUAUCCAGGACGAUAAAGGUCGGGUAGAUCCACCUGAAGAAAAAGAUAGUGCAGAUGUUUCUAAGCUCUGUGACGUUUGUCUCCGUCUGAAGUCAACAAGUGGUGGUGAAUUUUGGUGUAUAGAUUGCUAUGACAGGUUAUGUAGGAAAUGUUGCGACAUUCACAACUCGAUAAAAUCAUCCAUGGGACACGAAGUCAAAGACAUUUCUGAAAUGCCAAGCUCCAAGAUGUUAAAAAAUAAUUUAUACUGCGAGGUCCAUUCCGAUAGGAAAUUUGAAGCUUUCUGUUAUGAUCAUCAGCAGCCAUGUUGUCUGAUGUGUGCUACAAUAGCGCACAGGAAAUGUGAUGAAGUAACGACCCUUGAGGAAUGUGCCAAGUCUGUGAAAAUCGCUGACGUCAAUGCCCUACUAGAGAAAUUCCAAGCGAUGCAAGAAGUCUGUGAACAGAAACAGAAAAACGAAAAGGACAGCCAAUUAGAUUUCAAAUCAGACUGUUCACAAAAAGCGAACGAUAUAAGGGGUAAAGCAGAGAAAAUAAUCCUACAUGUCCAGGAAAGAGAGAGAGAGAUUUUGCGGGAUCUCUCGGAUAUUGAAAAAACACAAAAUGAGAAGUUUGAAGAAAACAUCAAAUGGUUCGACAAAGCCAAGGAAAGUAUUUUUCAACACAUGGAAUCCCUGACUGCCGUCAAAAGUUCUAGCCUCGUUGAUACGUUCCUUGAGACAACAAAAUGUCGAAAAACCUUGACCUCUUUGAAUGAUGACCUAGCAAAACUGAACUGUGAAGAAGAAAAGUUUUCUGUGUCUGUGAACAUAGAUAGUACCGUCGUAAAUUUUGUAAACAUCUUCAAAUCUUUUGGUACGUGUAGGCUGCAUGGUGAAGGGAAAAUAAAUUACCUGGAGGCCAUGCUAGAGAGCAUUUCCCGUAUUCCAUGUGAAUGUGCAGUUACAGAUCUAGAAGUACUCGAUGAAAAUCACCUACUCGUUUCUUCCCAAACCGAGAAAUCUGUAUACAUUUGUGAUAACAAAGGUACACUAAAAGCUAGACUUCACCUCGAUGGUGAACUCUGGGCAAUAUCUAAAUGGGGAGAUAAAUUUGCUGUAGUAAACCGAGAAAAAAAUUCUGUUCAAAUUCUAAAUGUAUCAACUGCUCCCCCAAAUUGCGUUCUUGAGCGAUCCAUUUGUUUGAACUAUAACCCAUCAGGAGUGGCCGAAAAUGGAGAAAAUAUCAUCGUAUUGUGUGACAGGGCAAUGCUUGAGAUAUCCAAGACAGGAGCAAUAACAGAAUUAUUCAAAACAGAUUGUAGUUGUGCAUAUGGAUUUUGUCAUGCCACGCGGGAUGUAAUAUUGUACACAAGUCCAAAUGAUAGCGGCCUGUUGUACGGUGUUAAGAAUACUGCAAAUUUUCAAUCUGUGUUUGCUAAAAAGUGUACGGACGUCAGUCAUCCUGUAGGUAUUGCUACUGAUGUCAAUAGCAAUAUUUACGUAGUAGGUUAUUCGUCAUCAUCUCUAGCUCAGUUGAAAGCGGACGGAACGUUCGUCAGGACAUUAAUAAAGAAAGAUGUAAGUUCCCCCUACGGUGUCCGGAUAAUUAGAGGUACCCAGUCGACGAAGCUUUUCCUGGCCUGUAAUCAGUAUAUUUGUGUAUACUCUUUCACUCAUACAAGAUGA